GCCAAAUCUCAUGACGUUACUGUACUUUCACCUAGUUUCACCUUGAUAUUCACACCUGACGUGUAAAUCAAACAAAGAACCUCCAAAAAAUGGCCCGCUACUUCAAGGAGCAAGACAUCGACGAAUUCCGAGAAUGCUUCUACCUCUUCGCCCGUUCGGGCCACAUCAAAUCCCUGGACGAGCUCACCGUGAUAAUGCGAAGCCUGGGGCUCGCCCCCACGAUCUCCGAACUGGCCGGCUACUUCAAGCAGAAGGGCGGCAAAAUGACCUUCGCCGACUUUCUCGAGGUCAUGCACGUCCACUCCAGGGUUGAGAACCUCCCCAAGGAGGUGGUGGACGCGUUCAAGGCCGGGGACCCCGAGGCAAAAGGGGUCAUUCCGGCCAAGCAGUUGCGUCAUAUGCUGCAAAAUUGGGGCGAGUGUUUGUCGGCGAAGGAAGUCGACCGCAUUUUUAGGGAGGCCAACGUUAAUAAUAAUAGCAUGGUCCGAUAUGCGGAUUUCGUGAAAAUCGCGUGCGCCCCCGUCCCGGAUUACUACUAGGGUACUUACUUUUAAUUGCACCGUGUUUAUGGGGUUUGUCGCAUUUUAGGCUUAUGUAAAUAUCACAUGUCAAAGGAAAUUGACUGAUGUCGAUUUUUAUUAAUUUUGGAUUUGAGGCCGUUGGGUUGGUAGCGAAUUUUAGUUUCGCUAAAAUUGAGCGCCGACUUAUUACUAUUGUUAAAUUUGUUGUUUAUUCCACUGCAUUUAUUUAUUGUUAACGUUGUAGAAGUAGUCUUUGUACGCAAAUACACCAGUAUUAUCAG
Zophobas morio is the source of this 802-nucleotide messenger RNA. Its product is annotated as calmodulin-like protein 4. Gene Ontology annotation, molecular function: myosin heavy chain binding; calcium ion binding. Gene Ontology annotation, cellular component: cytoplasm; myosin II complex. NCBI's taxonomy places the organism in Eukaryota, Metazoa, Arthropoda, Insecta, Coleoptera, Tenebrionidae. Bases 90 to 539 code for a protein of 149 amino acids. The transcript has 3 exons. The record is from RefSeq and is a predicted model, not a curated record.